AUGCAAGGUCUAGGGCUGGCUCUGCUGCUGGCGGCUGCGUCGUGGGCCCUGCUGCAGGCCAAGGACCCGCUGAAAGCUGUAAUUCAGAAUCUGAAGAGCAUACUAAAUUCAUUCAUCCAUAAUAAAAAAUAUAUGGCUGCACUAGAAUCUAAAUUGGCUUGGCUAGGGUCUACCCUUCCCCCUCCUUUCAAAGAAGAGAUCGAAGGCAUUGCUUCCGCUUCUGAAAAUACUUUAGGUGAUAUUGUUGUAUUCAAUAUCUUCUAUGAAAUCUUCACAGUGUGUACCUCAAUCGUAGCAGAGGACAAAACAGGAAAGCUGUACCAUGCCAGAAAUCUUGACUUUGGGCUGUUUCUUGGGUGGGAUGUAAAAAAUAGUUCCUGGUCUGUAACAAAGGAAUUAAAGCCACUAAUGGUGUCGCUGGAAUUUCAGAGGAACAAUAAGACAGUAUUUAAAUCUGCAAAUCUUGCAGGCUACGUGGGAAUGGUAUCUGGACUGAAACCUGGUGCCUUUUCUCUAACCAUGAAUGAGCGCUUCAGUCUUGAUGGAGGUUACAUUGGACUCUUUGAGUGGAUAAUGGGUCAGAGAGAUGGUUGGUGGAUGAGUUUCCUCACUAGAAGUGUGCUGGAAAAUGGUACAAGUUAUGAAGAUGCAAAGGACAAACUGAGUAAUUCAAAACUGCUGGCACCAGCUUAUUUCAUAUUGGGAGGCAAUAAAUCAGGAGAAGGUUGUAUUAUUACACGUACUCGAAGUGCUGUCUUAGAUAUUUGGCCCUUGAACAUAGAAAAAGGUACCUGGUAUUUGGUGGAAACCAAUUAUGAUCGCUGGAAGGAUCCAUUUGUUCUGGAUAAUCGGAGAGACCCUGCAAUGAAAUGCUUGAACCAAACAAUGCAAGAGAACAUCUCAUUAUCAACUAUUUACAAUGUUCUUUCGACAAAGCCUGUCCUCAACAAGCUGACUGUGUCAACAACACUACUGGAAGUUUCUGAUGGACAUGUGGAAACUUAUCUGAGGGGUUGUCCUGAUCCUUGUAGUCCUUGGUGAGGGCUGCACUUGUCUGUGGAAUCAGAUUAGUGUGAGAUGUACUUUCUCUGGGGGAAGUGGGGGAAGAGAGAAGCUUAGACUGCUGAGGGUUAGGAGAUGGGCUUCUAGGCCUGCUUGCACUUCACACCAAAAAUUGACCCUUAAUUGACAUCCUACUUUGAACUGUCUGCUUGUUUGUGUGUAUAAAACUAAAACAAAUGGCUUUAGGUCCCUGCUACUUGGCUAGUCAUUGUUUAGACAAUAAAUUUUGCAGCAGCAUCCUGUGCCACUAAGGCUUGCUUCCAAGCAUCUGUGAUGGAGGCAAAGGAAAGUUUGGAAAGUGACACUGUGCAGACUUAAAGAGAGAGCCCAGUGUCUGGUGGUGGUGCUUACCCUGCUCAGUGGUUUACAGCUACCUCAGCAGUUCAUUGUAUUUUCUCAGCUUGAAGAGAUGCUAUAGGGUCUUGGCUCCAGUUUCCAUCCAUUUAAAAUUAGGAGAGAGAGUGCUGCGGGAAGAUCAACCCAACCUUAAAGGGAAGUAGCAUAGUAUCCUUCUUUGUCUGGUAAAAGUUUCAGAUCUAUAGUGGCUGCUUCCUGUAAUUUUAUUUUUCUGGAGUCGGGAAAGAGUAAAGGGCUGAGAUGCACUACCAUGAUAGUGCUACAGUAACCCCCCUCACUCAAAACAUAAACAUAGGAUAAGGGUGCAUCUCCUGCCCUUAGACUUAGGCCAUGAUUAAUUGACCUUGGGCUUGGUAGAAUAAGUAGCCAUGGCUUUUGAUAUUCCUGGCUAUGCCAUCACUGGACCAAUGUUCACUGGCUGUUUCUCAGCCCUGUGCUGUUGUCUCCAACAGCAGUUUGGAGGACUAGAGGGAAAGCCAUGCUAAGGGAACAGCUGGAUAGCUAUUGCAGAAUGUAUUACAGCAUCCCUGUCUCAUACUUUGGACUUCUCUCUUGUGGUGCACUAGCUAAAACUGGGGACAUAAUUGCUCUGAAUAGAAAGUUGCUUUUUUUCCUAGUAAACUAAUUAGAUUAUUAAUGUUUCAGUAUCGCUAGUCAGUAUUAAGAAUGUAUCUUUAACAUGUCUUGAU
Sceloporus undulatus (fence lizard) is the source of this 2108-nucleotide messenger RNA. RefSeq names its product N-acylsphingosine amidohydrolase 1 (gene ASAH1). Gene Ontology annotation, molecular function: N-acylsphingosine amidohydrolase activity; fatty acid amide hydrolase activity. Lineage: Eukaryota; Metazoa; Chordata; Lepidosauria; Squamata; Phrynosomatidae. Gene Ontology annotation, cellular component: lysosome. The record is from RefSeq and is a predicted model, not a curated record. Gene Ontology annotation, biological process: fatty acid metabolic process.